ACUGCACUUUACUUCAAGUUAAAGUGCAGGAGAAUAUAGCUGUCACAUGACCAGAACCACAUUUUAGGUAAACUGCUUUGAUUGAAUCUCUCAGCUGGACUUCACCCUCAUUCAGUCUUGAAGUGAUUUAAAUAAAAGAGAGAUAUGGCUUUACACAGCUCAUAUCUCAAUUCUCAUGUGGGUUUAUCUGACUUGACACAGAUAAGUGGGAGAUAGGUGUCUGUCUCUGUGAUGUGAACCUAAGGCUGAAGUCCAGCUGUGACUGGGCAGGAGAAACUGUGAGAGACAACCAGUAAUUCAGUGAACUCUGAAUCUGGACUCAGCGGUCGACCGGCUUGUUUGCAUUCUGCUGCUUUUCAUUCAGUAAGCAGAAGGGGAAAAAACAUUCUUCUAUCUUGUGUUGCCUUAUACAGGUGGCUCUGCUGAAGGUAAACUUAUAUUUUCACCAUCACUUUAUUUCAUGUAUUUAUUUAUCCAAGAUAUAGUUUUAACAUGUUUCUCCUUAAAUUUAACAAAUACGAAAACUAUUGUACUGUGGUAACAAAACACUAUUGGUCUGAUAGCCAAAAACGGUGAAGGAUGAAGUGUUGCUGGCUGCUGGCAAUACUACUGCAGCUGCUGCUGAGUGUGGCUGGAGUUGACAUGGAGCAUCUCCAAGCUGAAAACCUGAAUCUGCUUUCCCCAGAUCAGCACAAUUCAGUCCUGAACCAUGGAAUGAGAGUGCUGCCCAGAGACUGUCAUGAAAUGUUAAUGACCUCUUCUGGUCAGGCCAGAGAUGGAGUGUACCUCAUCCAACCAGGAGGCUCCCCCAUCGUAGCUUACUGUGCUAUGCAGGAGGGAGGCUGGACCGUGGUGCAGCACAUCACUGUCAACAGCAGUGUCAACUUUGACUGUACCUGGGCUGAGUACAAGCAGGGAUUUGGGGAUGUCACUGGAGAUCACUGGCUCGGGAAUGAAUACCUUCAUCAGCUCACCCGUGGCCCUGGGCGAUAUAAGCUGGGAGUUAAACUAGUGGACCGGGAUGCUGUCACUAAGAUGGGAGAGUAUGAUCCAGUCCUGGUGGAGGAUGAGGCGUCAGCAUACAGGCUGAGGCUGGGGUUGUUUCAGGGCACAGCGAUAGACGCCCUGACUCUGGAUACAGAAAAUUACCUGCAUGACAACCAAAAAUUCACCACUAAAGACAGGGACAAUGACAACUACUUUCAGAACUGUGCCAAAUUGGAGUUCCAGGGGGUGGCAGGAGGGGGCUGGUGGUACGACGCCUGCGCCGGUGCCAACCUCAACCGCAGAAAUGUCAUCUACUGGCAGAAGGACUGCAACAAGGAGAGACUGUGCAAGUAUGCAUGGAUGAUGGUGAGGCCAUCAGAUACAUUUAAACUGAUUCCCAGUGGAGACUGCAAAAAGGACGAGCUUUAACACCACUGUUUUGGAUUUUCUGCAUUGUGAGACACUUGGAUUAUCUGUCAAGGUUGAUCUUAUCUAGUUUUUAGGGUUUCUAUUCACUUCACACUGUGUCACACUUCUCUUCCUCAGUAAUCUAAAAUCUAUUUCUGUUAUUAGUCAGUUAACCACAUUUUAUUCAUAAAUGCAUGGACAUAAUCACAAAAUACAAAAAGAAACAACCCGGAAACACAGUAUAAAAAUGCAGUACAGUUUUAGCUUUAGCUUUCAUCAUACGUCAUGUCAGUACACAAAGCAAAGCAUCUCUUUCAUUCUCAUUUGCAAGUGCAGAUUUCUGGUUUAUCACAGUUACAACAAAGUGUUUCUUGACAAUAUAGCUUAUGACACUUGUAAAAUAUCUUUUGCAUGUCAUCUUCCAUCCAAUGCAUACAGAUAUAUGAAAAGAACAUUUCACAAACAGGAUUUUUUUUAACCACAGUACGUUACAAGUUUGCCAGAAUACAGUGAAGAUAACAUGGUAGUAAUUCAGAGAAAACAAAUGAAAUUUCAAAUCAGUGCU
Messenger RNA from Sphaeramia orbicularis (orbiculate cardinalfish), 1960 nucleotides. Its product is annotated as fibrinogen-like protein 1-like protein. The transcript has 2 exons. Bases 580 to 1416 code for a protein of 278 amino acids. The record is from RefSeq and is a predicted model, not a curated record. NCBI's taxonomy places the organism in Eukaryota, Metazoa, Chordata, Actinopteri, Kurtiformes, Apogonidae.